Molecule: messenger RNA, 2183 nt
Organism: Exophiala xenobiotica
Lineage: Eukaryota; Fungi; Ascomycota; Eurotiomycetes; Chaetothyriales; Herpotrichiellaceae
Exons: 3
Coding region: 616-2007 (463 amino acids)
Source: RefSeq, a predicted model, not a curated record
CAGCUUUUCCUGUCUAUCCGUGAGAAAGGGGUCUAUCAAGCAUGGAUCAUGCUGCAAGCUCCAAAACACUCCCAUGCGACUCCUUGCGCUUAGAUGCCGAUCGAAAAAAUCCCAUAACCAUGCUCCACUUUCCACUCUGAUGGUCAAGAGUUCUUGUCGACGUGAACACUGCCUGAUCCCGACGUCUCGCUUAUCGCCUACCAUUCUUUGUAUUGUACUUCCAUCCAAGGCAGGACAAUGCUUGCGUGAGGCAUUGUCUACAUUCCUUUGUUCUACUACCCUUCAAUGCUUGCAUUGCCGCUCCUUUGACCUCGUCACUCCUUCGUUUGUACUUGUCCACUCCUUUGUCACCUGCGCCGCUGCCUCACCGCUGCCUAUCAGACCAUACCUUCUGCUUGAACUUCGACAGUUCGAGAACCGCUCUUUCAAACAAUCACAGCAUUAUACUCCGAGAGUAUACACAAUCUUUUCCACAAACAAUCCUAGGCGCCAACGCAAGAGAAGCGAACUUCUACAACACCACCAACUUUCCUGCUUGUUUGAUCCGAUCAAACAUAUCUUCUUUCGCCGGACGAAAUAUCGACACCUGCAAACUCUACCCCUGUCGCCAACAUCAUGUCUCUAUCGAAGCUCUCUCUCCGCAACACCCUCCUUGGGUUGCUUGCUGCGGCUCCUCUUGCCUCCGCGCAUAGCUGGGUUGAACAGAUGAUGGUCAUUGCUCCGAACGGCACUCUGGCGGGCAUGCCGGGGUUUGCUCGUGGAAACGUUCUGCGGAGCAGUCCUGGCUUCGGCGAUCCUACCAUGGUCAACCUCAUCCCUCCAGAUGGUCGCACUGUCAACCAGAUCCUACCUUCCGACUUGAUGUGCAAAUCCACCCAGACCUCUCAGACUCAAACCGAUGGUAGUCCAAGACUGCAGGCAGCUCCAGGAUCCGCCGUCGCACUGAGAUAUCAAGAGAAUGGCCACGUCACUCUUCCAGACAACCAACCUGGCAAACCUCAAAACCGUGGUACAGUCUACGUCUAUGGAACUACCAACCCCAGUCCCGAUGACUCCUUCCUCGCCAUUCAUCGUGUCUGGAACGCCGAUGGCACGGGCGGUGACGGUCGUGGUGUUCUGCUAUCUACUCAAAAUUUUGAUGAUGGACAAUGUUACCAAACCAACGGUGGCACCAUCUCUACACAACGACAAGCACAGUAUGGCCAUACAUUCGACGAUCUCAUGGGCAAUGAUCUGUGGUGUCAACAAGACAUUCAGCUCCCGUCGGAUGCUCCAAGCGGCAAACCUUACACUCUCUACUGGGUGUGGGACUGGCCAACCAUGCCAGGGACAGCUGGCUUCCCCGACGGCAAACAAGAAAUCUACACAACCUGCAUGGACGUUGACAUUGUUGACGACAUUGGCGUCGAAAGUUUCUCCCAAGCUUCAGUCAGCUAUGCUGCCGGUCAACCCCUCGAUAACGCUGCCGUUUCUGCUGAACUUGCUGACAUUGCCAACCCAACUGCUGUUACAGGCUCUACUAUCCCCUUCUCCGCCUCUGCCACCGGUCCUGUGGCUGGCGGUGCCAGUGAAGCUAGUGUCUCCGCUGCUACCGAAACCAGCACAGGUAUCCCAGGCUUCUUGUCCGUUCACACUGGCUCCACUGCUGGUCCCGGUCUUGAAACCCAGACUUUCAGCGUCAUUCCAAUCGCUAUCACCGAUGCUCCGCAAGCGGCUCCAACCGGAAACUCAGGCGGACGUGGCGGCAAUGGAAACGGUCGUGGAGGAAAUGGUAAUGCAAACGCCAAUGUUGUCGUCGCUACGGCCACCGAGUAUGAGUCGGUAACUCAGACGAUACUUCAAACUGUGUACAUGACCAAGUACACCAAACGUGAUGUUCCAGAGGCCACAGCUGCACCGGCACCGGCGUCGACUGCGCAUGCUGCCUUCAAACUUCGGGCGAGAAAUCCGUUCGUCUGGAUCUGGGGGUCGACUUCUGCUGAGGCUACACCGACACCGUCUUCAUGAUUUCUCCUCCGAUCGACCCAUUCAGGCGGUUAUUGCUUCCGCAAGUGUGCACGGGGGGUUUGAACUUGGUCAUGUGGGCUUGGGUUCGGGUGAGUGGGUGGCGAAGUUGGUGUCGUGUCGUGGUUUGUGCCAUAUUCAUAGCGUAUCUACUGGCAAGGGGCAUCUUCAUUUUGGGG